Alternaria burnsii is the source of this 177-nucleotide messenger RNA. RefSeq lists its product as uncharacterized. Lineage: Eukaryota; Fungi; Ascomycota; Dothideomycetes; Pleosporales; Pleosporaceae. The record is from RefSeq and is a predicted model, not a curated record. The transcript is spliced from 2 exons. Bases 1 to 177 code for a protein of 58 amino acids.
AUGAAUGUCACACCCUGUAGGAAGACAUGUUUCUGGAAAAGCUGUAAGAUCGGCUGCUUCAUUGGUUUACAGAUCAGUCGUCCACUCAUACCAGGCAGCAAGCCGCCACAUAGUAUGGUGAUUUGGACUUCAUCUACCUCGACACCAGUCAAGGGGAUUGUCGUUUGCACCCUCUGA